This is a messenger RNA of Tachyglossus aculeatus (Australian echidna), 5488 nucleotides long. RefSeq names its product integrator complex subunit 2 (gene INTS2). NCBI's taxonomy places the organism in Eukaryota, Metazoa, Chordata, Mammalia, Monotremata, Tachyglossidae. Gene Ontology annotation, cellular component: integrator complex. Bases 1 to 3612 code for a protein of 1203 amino acids. The record is from RefSeq and is a predicted model, not a curated record. The transcript has 24 exons. Gene Ontology annotation, biological process: snRNA 3'-end processing.
AUGGUGAUCAUGACCGAAUGUUCAAGCCUUCAGUUUGUCAGUCCUUUCGCCUUCGAGGCAAUGCAAAAGGUGGAUGUUGUGCGCCUGGCAUCGUUAAGUGAUCCCGAAUUAAGACUUCUGCUGCCGUGUUUGGUGCGGAUGGCCCUCUGUGCCCCAGCUGACCAGAGCCAAAGCUGGGCCCAGGAUAAGAAACUUAUUCUCCGACUCCUUUCUGGCGUGGAAGCAGUUAACUCCAUUGUUGCAUUACUGUCCGUGGAUUUUCAUGCAUUAGAGCAAGAUGCUAACAAAGAGCAACAGCUUAGGCAUAAACUUGGAGGAGGCAGUGGAGAGAGCAUCCUGGUGUCACAGCUUCAGCAUGGACUGACAUUGGAAUUUGAACACAGUGAUUCACCUCGUCGAUUGCGUCUUGUGCUUAGUGAACUCCUAGCAAUUAUGAACAAGGUGUCUGAGUCAAAUGGAGAAUUUUUUCUCAAAUCUUCUGAGCUGUUUGAGAGUCCAGUCUACUUAGAAGAAGCAGCAGAUGUUCUCUGCAUUUUACAAGCAGAGCUUCCUUCACUGCUUCCUAUAGUUGAUGUGGCUGAAGCCUUGUUGCAUGUUCGAAAUGGAGCCUGGUUCCUGUGCCUCUUAGUGGCCAAUGUUCCUGAUAGUUUUAAUGAAGUUUGUAGAGGCUUGAUUAAGAAUGGUGAACGACAAGACGAGGAAAGCUUCGGAGGACGUCGCAGGACGGAUGCACUUCGCUACCUGUGUAAAAUGAAUCCUUCACAAGCCCUCAAAGUGCGCGGCAUGGUGGUGGAGGAAUGUCACCUGCCCGGUCUUGGAGUGGCUUUGACAUUGGAUCACACUAAGAAUGAGGUUUCUGAUGAUGGAGUAAGCGACCUGGUUUGUUUUGUGAGCGGCUUGCUUCUCGGAACAAACGCAAAAGUUCGGACUUGGUUUGGAACAUUCAUCCGAAAUGGACAACAAAGAAAAAGAGAAACGAGCAGUUCCGUCCUCUGGCAAAUGAGAAGGCAGCUUCUCCUGGAGUUGAUGGGAAUUCUGCCCACAGUACGAAGCACUCGCAUUGUGGAAGUGGAAGACGCAGAUGUAGACAUGGAGCCCACUGUGUCUGUGUAUUCAGGGCUGAAAGAAGAGCACGUUGUGAAAGCCAGUGCGUUAUUACGUCUCUACUGUGCUUUGAUGGGGAUCGCUGGACUCAAACCUACUGAUGAAGAAGCUGAACAGUUGCUACAGUUAAUGACAAGUCGUCCUCCUGCCACGCCAGCUGGAGUUCGCUUCGUUUCUCUUUCCUUCUGUAUGCUGCUGGCCUUUUCUACACUUGUCAGUACACCUGAGCAGGAGCAGCUCAUGGUUAUGUGGCUAAGUUGGAUGAUAAAAGAAGAAGCCUAUUUUGAAAGUACUUCUGGAGUUUCUGCCUCCUUUGGAGAGAUGCUAUUAUUGGUAGCUAUGUAUUUCCAUAGCAACCAGCUUAGUGCCAUAAUUGAUUUAGUCUGUUCAACUUUGGGAAUGAAGAUUGUAAUUAAACCAAGCUCCCUGAGUAGGAUGAAGACCAUUUUUACACAGGAGAUUUUUACUGAACAGGUUGUCACAGCCCAUGCGGUUCGAGUUCCUGUAACAAGCAACUUGAGUGCCAACAUCAUUGGAUUUUUGCCCAUUCACUGUAUUUACCAGCUUCUCAGAAGCCGAUCCUUCACCAAGCACAAAGUAUCCAUAAAGGAUUGGAUUUAUAGGCAGCUGUGUGAAACUUCCACUCCACUUCAUCCUCAGUUACUUCCUCUUAUUGAUGUCUACAUAAAUUCUGUGCUUACUCCUGCAUCUAAAUCUAACCCAGAAGCCACAAAUCAACCAGUCACAGAGCAGGAAAUAUUGAAUGUUUUUCAAGGACUCACUGGAGGAGACAGCACUCGCCUUAAUCAACGAUACAGUAUCACAGCCCAACUUUUGGUACUUUACUAUGUUCUGUCUUACGAAGAAGCUCUCCUGGCUAACACAAAGACUCUCGCUGCCAUGCAGAGAAAACCCAAAUCGUACUCUUCGUCUCUGAUGGACCAGAUUCCAAUCAAAUUCCUUAUAAGACAAGCCCAAGGACUGCAGCAGGAGUUGGGAGGGUUGCAUUCUGCUUUGUUGCGUCUCCUUGCAACUAACUACCCACACUUAUGUAUUGUGGAUGACUGGAUCUGUGAAGAGGAAAUCACAGGGACAGAUGCUCUGUUACGGCGGAUGCUUCUGACCAACACUACUAAAAACCACUCGCCUAAACAGCUACAAGAAGCAUUUUCAGGGCUCCAAGUCAACCAUACAGAAGUGAUGCAGAUUCUAGAACAUUUGACAUUACUCUCUGCCAGUGAGUUGAUACCUUAUUCAGAGGUAUUAACAGCAAACAUGAACCAGUUGCUGAAUUCAGGGGUUCCCCGGAGAAUUCUCCAGACCAUUAAUAAACUUUGGAUGGUUCUUAAUACUGUGAUGCCCAGAAGGCUUUGGGUGAUGACAGUUAAUGCACUGCAGCCUUCAGUGAAAUUAUUACGUCAGCAGAAAUACACCCAGAAUGACCUUAUGAUCGAUCCUCUCAUUGUCCUAAGGUGUGAUUCAAGGGUUCACAGGUGCCCCCCUCUGAUGGACAUCACUCUGCACAUGCUAAAUGGCUAUCUUCUUGCGUCAAAAGCCUACCUUAGUUCCCACCUGAAGGAAACGGCAGAACAGGAUAUUCGUCCGUCUCAGAAUAAUACAGGUGGUUUAGCGGGGCAGGCUGAUGCCCCAGAAGUUACCAGAGAAGAACUGAAAAAUGCCCUGCUGGCUGCUCAGGAUAGUGCAGCGGUCCAGAUUCUAUUAGAAAUUUGCCUACCUACUGAAGAAGAGAAAGCUAAGGGUAUCAAUCCAGACAGCCUGCUAAAGACUAUUCAAAGUGCUGUUGCUAGUAAUCCUCAGAAUAAGGGGAUAGUGGAAGGAGAGGACAGUCUGCUCUGUAAUCUUCGAGAAGUUCAGUGCCUCAUCUGUUGCCUACUGCACCAGAUGUACAUUGCUGAUCCCAACAUUGCUAAACUUGUUCAUUUUCAGGGUUACCCAAGUGAACUUUUGCCAUUGACAGUGGCAGGCAUUCCGUCCAUGCAUAUCUGUCUCGAUUUCAUCCCCGAACUUAUUGCUCAGCCUGAACUUGAAAAACAGAUAUUUGCUAUCCAGUUGCUCUCUUACUUAUGUAUCCAGUACGCAUUACCUAAAUCACUCAGUGUGGCUCGCUUAGCUAUCAACGUCAUGGGAACGUUGUUAACAGUUUUAACUCAGACUAAGCGGUAUGCCUUUUUCAUGCCAACUCUGCCAAGUUUGGUGUCCUUCUGCCAAGCAUUUCCUCCUCUGUAUGAAGACAUUAUGUCCCUGUUGAUACAGAUCGGGCAGAUCUGUGCCUCUGAUGUGGCCACUCAGACGAGAGACAUCGAUCCCAUUAUUACACGUCUUCAGCAAUUAAAGGAGAAGCCAAGUGGAUGGUCUGGACUUUGUAAAGAUUCAGCAUAUAAAAAUGGAACUCAAGAUAUAGGCAGCAUGGACCCUGAUGUGCAGCUCUGCCAGUGUAUUGAAAGUACAAUAAUUGAAAUAAUUAACAUGAGUUUUAGUGGAGUUUAAGAAAAGGGAUGAAAGCGAAGCGGUCUACAGCGUGUAUCUAACAUGAACAUGCACACCGCAAUAAUUGUUCGAUUGGAUGGGAACAGUCAAACCCUGGAAUUUCUAAAGACUCAUCACAAAACUGUUAAACCCACGUCUGCAGGGAAUCAUGCUUACAGAAUCCCGCCUACUUCGGAAUGAAAGUUUAUGUGGUUCUAACUCGCUGGUGUAUUUGUCUAGUGGCCGUCGUUAAUUGAGCUCAUUUUUAUUGAGAGUUUGUCUCAAAACCUGCAGAGCAGAAGUGAGCGCAGCUUCGUUAUUUUAUUUUGAGGUAAAAGAGAGUAGACUACUGUCCCCUUCUUUCAGUACUACUUAAAAACCCAUCAUUUCAGCAGCACUGUGUUUUAGCUUUCAGCUUUGGAUAAGGUACUACGGUGAUGACAAAGAGAAUGAGGAGUCAAGGGAAAGAGAAGACGUUCGGGGGAAUCAGGGGUUUAAUAUUUUUUUUAAAGAGCAGCAGUAAUCCAAACGUGUUUAUUUUACAAGUGAAUAAAAAGGUGAGAUUUAAUUUAUUAACGGUAUGGAGAAGAUUCAAAAGGAUAAAUGUUUUAUUGAUUGUGGUUUCAAAUGAAGAUUUUAAAGAUUCCAAGAAUUUGUGUAGACUACUAUUAAUGUCUGAACCCAAAUGUCUGAGAUGAAAUAAUCUGGAAUCCUAUCUUAUUGGUUUAUUAAAGUCAACAGGAACAGCUCUUUGCAAAGCAGAAUGUGAAAGAAUCAUGCAGUUUUUUAAAAGUUUAUUUUUAUAAGAUUGAAUUACUAAAAUUUAUAAUAUAUCUAAGCAAUAGAGCAAUAAAACCCCCUUGAAUAAAAAGAUGUCGAUUUUUUUUUUUUAGGGUAAUGAUAUACACCUUACUUUGACUAGGCCAGAGUAUGUCCAUGAUAGUCUCAGGAAAGUUGCUGGUGGAAAUUGAGCCUUGCUGUGUGAUUGCCCUCCCUUGGUAAGUGGCUGAAAAUUUGCAUUCAGAAUAAGCCCUUACUCCUCAUCUUCAUUUAUAAUUCAGAGAAAGAAUAUUAUUUUCUCUGGUGUCUUGGUAUUGCUGGGUAUCAUACUUUGCCCCAUGGAACCGAACUUUUUGCAAUCAUCAGAGAAAGAAUGUUAAGCAACCCAUAAUUACCUUUAGCCUAGUGAAAUACAUUUAAAUGUAGAGUUGGGCUCACUAUAGAAGAGGAAAAUCAAUAAAUUUAAUUCUAGCUCUAACACUGUUGAACAGUUACCUAGCCUCUCUGUCUCAUUUUUCCUUUUUAAAUGAGACGGUGGCCCUACCUCAUAGGGACUUUUUAGGAAUAGUUUGUAGUAUUUUAAAAGCCUAUGAAAUGCAAAGUAGCUUACUCGCAAAUAUUUACAACUUUAGGUUACAUUUUAAAAAAUAGUUCUUCUGGGGGGUAUUUAAGUUUUUUAAAUUGCCAAUCCCGGAUUAUUCAUAUUUCGUAUUCAGCCAGUCAAUGUAGAACUACUGCUGCUAUUUGGUUUUUUUAAACUAUGGCCUUCAGAUCGUUUGUUUCUGUGUGAAAAUUGCCCCUGCCCAGUAUUUGUUUCAUUCUUCUCAGUGCGUUUCAGAAACAAAAGGUAACGCAUUACUAAAAUAACUCCCGAGUAGACAUUUCAGGAUCAUUUCAAUAGUCGAUUAGACCCGGCCUUGCAAUAUUAAUUGCAGGUGCAGUUUUUCAUUAGAUUGGUGAUGUCAGAUAUUUAAAUACAUUAGUAAAUCUUAUUCUUUUUUUUUUUAGUUUAAGGUAACACUUGACUCGAUGUAUUGGUUUUUUCUUUUGAAUUUAACCAAAAAACAGAUGUAUGGAACUAUUUUGAAUAUUGAUUCAUAAAGAUUCAUGUUUUCGG